AUGGAAGACUUUUACAACAACCCGUUCCGCUGUGACCCGGAAAUGGAUGAGGUGUGCUACGCUAGUGUGCAAUUUCUCUCCUCGGAGACGUCGCCGGUGGAGACGGAGCGUUUCAGGGACAACGAUUUUCUUAGUGUGUCCUCGGCUCUCCGUUUCCAGACGCAGCUGAGUGAGGCGCUGCGAGCCAAUAGCACGCUUCGAAACACCUACGAGGCCCACAUUGCGACGCAGCGAAGGGAGAUUGACCGCCUUGGCGAGGAAAACAACGAGCUUCAGAAGAAGUUGACGCGGAUGGAGUCGCAGCUGCGGUCUCUUUCUUUGGAGAAGGACUGCUCGGCAAUGGCGUACAAGCGGGAGAGUGAGAAGAACGUGUUGUUAGAGGAGAAAGUCACAGCUCUAGAGGAGGAACUGAACUCGCUGGAGCGACGCACGCGGGAUCUGAGGGCCGCGUACUGCAGAUCCCCUCAGCACUCGGAUGGACAUGGCACGCCUCUCUCCCAGCUCCGCUCCCACGGUCUGCAGCAAUCACAGUACAGUCAUCGGCAGGAGCAACGCACGCCGCCGUCGCGUAGGAGUGAGAGCGCUCUGUACUCACCGUGUGUCAGACGCUUGGUCUCGGAGCGGAGCACGCGACCUGGGGAGGCAGAAGACUGGUGGGCCGCUGAAAGUGCGGCGCCGUCUAGGCGACCGGAGACGGUUAAUAACGUGAAAACAGGAGUGGCGAGGAGUGCCGUAAAUACCCCCGCAAAGGCCACUUCCUACCCCACCCCAAUGAGCGAUGAAGAGCGGUAUGCGGCUGUGAAGGAGUUAGAGAAGCGUUUGCUGCGAGAACUCCAGGCGAAGGAGGAGAUAGAAGAAAAGUUGCAGAAGAUAGAGGCCACAAGGAUUCGCUCUGGUGCCGAAAGGGCGAAGAAGAUUACAUUGGAGAGAGAUUUGAUUGCCGCCCAACGAGCUGUAGGGGAAAUCCGAACGAGGCUUAGGACGCUUGCCGCACUGGUGCGAUAA
Trypanosoma conorhini is the source of this 1005-nucleotide messenger RNA. RefSeq lists its product as uncharacterized. The transcript has a single exon. NCBI's taxonomy places the organism in Eukaryota, Euglenozoa, Kinetoplastea, Trypanosomatida, Trypanosomatidae. Bases 1 to 1005 code for a protein of 334 amino acids. The record is from RefSeq and is a predicted model, not a curated record.